Folsomia candida is the source of this 3610-nucleotide messenger RNA. RefSeq names its product zinc finger protein 184-like. Lineage: Eukaryota; Metazoa; Arthropoda; Collembola; Entomobryomorpha; Isotomidae. The transcript is spliced from 10 exons. Bases 134 to 3007 code for a protein of 957 amino acids. Gene Ontology annotation, biological process: regulation of DNA-templated transcription. The record is from RefSeq and is a predicted model, not a curated record. Gene Ontology annotation, molecular function: RNA polymerase II cis-regulatory region sequence-specific DNA binding; DNA-binding transcription factor activity, RNA polymerase II-specific.
UUCUCUUGUCAUCUGCUUGCGAUAAACAAUCCACAAUCCAUACUAAUUAUUUCUGAAUUUUUAGAAAAAGCAUCGUUAACAAUUUUAAACUUUUCGAAAUUCGAUACCAUCUAAAACACAUUGAAGGUUCAUAAUGGCGUCCAACAAAUCCCGUCGGGGGACGGGAAACUUAUUGCAAGAUUUACUUUCUUCCGUCGUCCGUUUAAAAAAAUGUGAUGAACAAAUAUUUUCUACGAAUUCAGUUAAAUCAGAAGUAAAAAUUGAAUUAGAAUUUAUGCACUGCUUCAUUUGUGGCGUGAAGCACCAGCGUCGUCCAUUAUCCGAAGUAAAAGUUGUAAUUUUGCGAGGAAUUAUUCUAAAAGAAAGUAUCCACAAGUUUUCCACGACUUCAAUUUGUCCCCUCUGUUCGACAACGUUGGAUAAACUUAUCCAUCUAAGAAAGAAGGUUGAAGAGAUUUCUUCCUGCAUUCAAAGUGUGAUUAAACUACGCCACAAAUUAUCGGACCGAGAAGAUACUGACCUAGAGAAUGCCGCCUCAAAAAUGAUUUAUGAGGUUGCGCUCAAUGAUGACGAUAAUAAUAAUUCGUCCGGAAUACAAAGUGACGACGACGAUGUCAAACUUUUCUCAACGCUUGAUAGCGAAGAUGGCGUUAUGGUCCCGGAUUUCGAUGAUCACGAGUCAAUUAUUUCAAAAUCGCACGUGGUAGAAAAUCUGACCCGUCCCGAGUGUAAUGUGACAUUUGACAAAUUGCGGAAGCUUAAUCGACACCAGAGAAAUCCAUGGUUGGAUAGUUCACGACGACAAAAUAAAAAACGCAGUCCUUGGAUCUCUGACGAUGGUAAAGAAGCUGCCCUGCAGAAUGAUACUAAGCGGCCAAGACUUUCAAGAAUCCGGGCGGAGAAAUUAAUAAAAAAUGUGACGAACCGUGACAUUCUAAACGACGACGAGAAUGAUGACUUUGAAAAUCGAGAGGUUUCCGACGUUGAUGCAUCGUCGGACAGCAGUCUCGGUAAUGAAGUCAAGUCCUCAUCAGAUAAUGAAUCGAUUUAUGGAGAACACGUUGAGGUUGAGGUAUCUAAGAAAUCCGGAAAAUACAAAUGUCUCAAGUGUAAUUCAACAUACACAUCAAAACGAGAACUGCGUCGUCACCUUACCACUACUGUCGCACAUACCGGUCGAAAACCUCGUCCUCGUUGUGUCGGGACUUUAGUUCCAACCCAGAGUGAAAUUGAAACUUUGAAAUGCACCGUCUGCGCCGUGACAUUUGACGACGUGGAAACUCUAACCAAGCACAAACUCACGCAUGAUAAAACGUGUGAAAUUUGUGAUCGCACCUUUCACGGAAUGAAGAAGCUACGUCUACAUCUGGUAACUCGACAACAUUGGGUCGCCUUAAGAUGCCGAAAAUUAAAUGAAGACGGCGUGGCUACAUUUUCCUGCGAUCAAUGUGAUCAAGUCGGAUUUCCAGAUUUUUCUGAGCUAUUACAACACAGGGAGAAAAUGCACGUGUACAUUAUAUCGUAUGACACUACUGAGGAUGAAAUUGCCACUUUACAAUGCACACUUUGCUCCAAAAGAUUCGACGACCUUCCAACCCUCGCUAAACACAAGGCUCAGCAUAGAAAAUGUAUGGUGUGCGAGCGAGACCUACGUCGAACCACUAAGGUUACAGCCCAUCUGCAGACCAAAUACCAUCAAUUUGCAGUUCUAGCCAGACGUGUGGAUUCCGAAGGGAAAAUUAGCUUUGUCUGUGACCGAUGUCCUGAAGGGCAACCGUUUCCUAAUUUUGCUAAACUUGUCGACCACAGAAAAAAAUAUCAUCCUGGACUUAGCGACGGAACCACCGCAGUCAAAUCGUGUGUCCCUUGUGACCAAGUUUUUUACACGGUGAAAGGCUAUAACGAUCAUCUCGCCUCGACACGUCAUGCAGAAGCGAUCGGAGCAACGGAAGGAAUGUCAUUGGACUUCGCGUGCAACUUAUGCGAUAAGAAAUACGCUGCAAAAUUCCAGCUCCGAGGACAUGUUGCCUUCGCGCACAAGGAAGCCUGCGUUUGCGAAUUGUGUGGGAUGCGGUUUGGUAAUUUGGCUCGGUUGACAUCCCACCACCAGAAAAUGCACGUUGGGCCGCCCAAGUUAACCAAUCGAUACAUUCCUCCAGAGGACAAACCGUUUGCGUGCAAAUUCUGCGACAAACGGUUCACCCGCUCAAGCACAAGGCAGAAACACGUCAACAUUGCCCAUUUAGGAAAUUUCUACAAGUGCGACUUGUGUGUGGACACGUUCAGGAAUUCAGAUUCCUUGAAGUAUCACAAGAAACGCGUGCAUAAUUUGGGAGAUUAUGAACCACGACCCGAGAAACGCAAACCCUCCAAGUGCGACCUUUGCUCAAAAAGUAUAAGCAAAAAGAUUGGUAUAGUACGACAUAUCGAACUCGUCCACUUUCAGGACAAAAGUAAAUGUCCGUACGAUUGUGCCGAUCUGGAAUUUGAGACUGAAGCUGAGUGGAUUCAACAUUUGCAAGGGUGCACGUCGGACAAAAUUACGGAAGCUUCUCAAAGUCCCUGCCUCUUUUGUGACGCCGUAUUUCGAAACCAAUUCCUCCGAUUGUCCCACCAUCUCCAAGCCCAUGAAAUAUUUCCUUGUGAAAUAUGUUCAAAGUCAUUUUCAAAUAAAACAACAUUGAAGGCUCACAAAUUUUCCCAUGAAGAAUCCAAACCACAUCUUUGUCCAAAAUGUGGGCAACGAUUUCGACAACCCUUGAAUCUCAGACUUCACUUAACUACGAUUUGUGGGGAUGAUGACGAAGCGAGGAAAAAACUGUUGGAAAAACGAAGAGCACAAGGCAAAUCUUACCGAGAAAAGAAGAAGAAUUUUAAUUGUGACGAAUGCUCGAUGAGCUUCAUCACGUCGAAAAGGUUGGAAUUGCACAAGGAGAAAGUUCAUGGAGACGAUAAAGAUGGUGACAACAGAAAAUCCGCGACUGAAGAUAGUGACAGUGACGCUUAAUCAGAGUUUGGAUGUAUCUGCACAUGUCCCUAUUUAUACAAUAUGAAUUGAUAGAACGAUCAAUAUAGACCUACCAGCCAUUCUUGAUUCAGUUUACGUGGAUUAUCUGUAAUUCCUAUCGAGAGAAUGAAUUUGUAAAAUACAUAGAAGCAUGCCCAGUUGUUGCAUAAAUUUGAGAAUAAACAUCAUAUGGCUUUCUGGAAUGGUUUUGCAAACUCUGAAAAAUUUAUCAAUCAUAAUUUUAGAAAUCUAAUUUAGUAUUAAGUAAAACUAAUGUAUUUAUGUACAAGUCUGUGUCCUUGGUUCCCAGAAAGAAUGCUAAAAAGAUGAGUAUACAUAUAUGCAAAUUUUCAUACAUAUGUACAUAGCUACAUACUUGCAAAAUUUGGCACAUUUCACAAAUCUGUAAUUAUUCGAAAACUAAUACAGGAUGUAUGUACCUUGUGAAACACCUGAUAAAAUUUGCUCGUAUGUAUGUAUGUAUGUAAAUAUGUUCUAUUAAUAAAGUCUAGUCUGAAUUUGACUCAACUUGUUCCCCACACAUGCAAAACACGCGUGUUUAUUAAUGACUCCAUUACAAACUAAUAAAUAUCUAUUUAGUAA